AUGGCUGCUGGUAGACAUGGUCGUUAUCACGAAAACGAGUUUAAGGAUCAUGAGUCCAAUUUGGAAGUUAAUAGGCGCGGGUUUUCGAUUUCGAAAGAGUAUGAUCGGGUUAGGAAUGGUGGUCAUGAUGAUGUCAGGAGUGGGAGUAGAGAUUCCAGAGAUAAGAUUAGGAUGAGGCAGAAGGGUGUUAAUGAGAGAGAAGCUGUUGUUAAUGGAAGUUACCGGUCAGCUUCCAGCCGGAGUGACUCCGGCAGCAGUGGCAGCCUUGGCCCUCGUCCCUGUGGUUUUUCUGCAAAGGCAAUUGAUAGAGAGCCUGGUGAGCUUUCCAGUGAGAGCGGGUCUGAUGGUGCUACUGAAUCUGAGACUGGGGUGAAAGAAUGUGAGGUUGCUGUGUUUGAAGGGAAGAGGUCACAGUCACCUCCUCCCCAGGAGAGGAAAAGGAAAUUUUCACCCAUUGUGUGGGAUCGGGAUGACAAGGAGGUUAAGGGUUCAUCUAAAGUUAGGGUUUCCACUACAACCGUGAUUGCUCUCCCUCCUCUGCCUCAGUUGUCAAAACCGUCUGUUCUGUCUCCGAAUGCUUCUUCUGGUGAAGUUCAAAUACGUUCUGUUGGGAACAGAGAGACUGGGGAUCUUGAAUUGCCCGCAGAAGCUCAGGUUACUGUUCCUUCUCCUUCCAGAUUGCAAUCCUUGUCACCAAAAGAGACUUUGGGUAAUGAUCAGGAAGCUGAACAACCAGAAGGUGAAGAUUAUGUUUCAACUCGUAAUAUAUCAUCUUCUAGAUGGGCAGCAGGAGAUAACUCUCCUGUUGACGAGGGUGAAAUUCUCUAUGAUGAGGAAAUGCCUAAAAGGAAGAGGAGGCUAACUCCUGAGUUGUUGGAGACUAGAGUGAGGAAUAAGUUAUUGAGCCCCAGUGAUUCUAAAAUAGGUAGUUUUGAAGGAGCUAGAGCCAAAUCAUCUGAUUCGGAAGAAAGAAGUGUUAUUCAUGGGAGAACGUCUAGUGGCGAUGGACAUCCUGGUAUUGAAUCAGAAAAGGAUGACUAUAUGGACAUUGAUGUUCGAGGUACGAAAAGUGACGCCAGUAUUAGUCACUCCGGUACAGAAUCUGAAGAUGACGAUGAUAGGCAGGAGACUCCAGAACCUCCAGCUCAACCUCAAAGAACUGUCAACAUGCUUCAGGGUUGUAGAAGCGUGGAUGAGUUUGAGAGACUUAACAAGAUCGAUGAAGGAACAUAUGGUGUUGUAUAUAGAGCUAAAGAUAAGAAGACGGGGGAAGUUGUAGCAUUAAAGAAGGUCAAGAUGGAGAAGGAAAAAGAAGGUUUCCCACUGACUUCUCUUAGAGAAAUAAACGUUCUUCUCUCUUUUCACCACCCAUACAUAGUUGAUGUCAAGGAAGUAGUGGUUGGAAGUAGCCUUGAUAGUAUUUUCAUGGUUAUGGAAUACAUGGAACAUGACCUCAAAGGAUUAAUGGAGUCAAUGAAGCAGCCGUUUAGCCAAAGUGAAGUGAAGUGCUUAAUGAUCCAACUUUUAGAAGGUGUGAAGUAUCUUCAUGACAACUGGGUACUUCAUAGGGAUUUGAAGACUUCAAAUCUUCUUCUAAAUAACAGGGGUGAGCUAAAAAUUUGUGAUUUUGGGUUGGCUCGUCAAUAUGGGAGUCCUUUGAAACCAUAUACUCACCUGGUGGUUACUCUUUGGUACAGGGCACCUGAACUUCUUCUUGGGGCAAGACAGUACUCAACAGCUAUUGAUAUGUGGUCUCUUGGUUGUAUAAUGGCCGAACUAUUGUCUAAGGAACCACUGUUCAAUGGAAAAACAGAAUUUGAUCAACUUGACAAGAUUUUCAGGAUACUUGGCACUCCAAAUGAAGCAAUUUGGCCAGGCUUCUCAAAAUUGCCCGGAGUCAAGGUCAAUUUUGUCAAGCACCAGUAUAAUCUUCUGCGUAAAAAGUUUCCUGCCACGUCAUUCACUGGAUCUCCAGUUCUUUCUGAUUCUGGAUUUGAUUUGUUGAACAAGCUUCUAACUUAUGACCCUGAAAAGAGGAUCACGGCUGAAGCCGCUCUCAAUCAUGAAUGGUUUCGUGAAGUUCCUCUUCCCAAGAGCAAAGAAUUCAUGCCUACAUUUCCCGCUCAACAUGCUCAGGACAGGCGGAUGCGUAGAAUGUACAAGAGUCCAGAUCCUUUAGAGGAGCAGCGACGGAAGGAGUUGCAGCAGGGUGGCUUGGGCACUGGUGGAGUUUUUGGUUAA
Molecule: messenger RNA, 2241 nt
Organism: Vicia faba (fava bean)
Lineage: Eukaryota; Viridiplantae; Streptophyta; Magnoliopsida; Fabales; Fabaceae
Source: the annotation of a GenBank genome assembly